AUGAGAAGUUAAGAUCUUGAAUUUGUGUAAGAGAAUUUAUAGAUUCUUAUCAAGAAAGAAAAGGAUCUGUAAAAUUAGUUUUAGGAGAAGGGUAUUGAAUGAUAUUCUUAUUUAGAAAACCAAGAGCAUAUUUAAAUAGUAAAUAUUAAAUUAAUAUACAUUACUCAGUAUAAAUAAAAAAUGUCAAAAGUUAAUUGAUGAUACAUUAACAAUCAAAUUUAAAUGUGGUAACAAAAUCUGAAAAUAUGACCAUUUAAAUGCUUUAUAAAGAAUUUAUUAAAGUACAUUAAAAUUAUUUAAUAUCAGCAAUAAAAUAUUUUUAUUGAUAUCACAAAGUUAAUUAAAAAUCAUAAAGAUAUAAAUUAAAGUGGGGUAAGAGAGAUUGAAAUGUAAAAUGCAAGUAUCAUCAUUUCUUGAAUAAAGAGAAAUAAAUGGAAAAUCAACUUAUGUUCUUGAUAAUGAUGAUACAAAUUAUGAUGAAAAAGAUUCAGCAGAGAAAGGGUAGAAUUUAGAUUAAUUAUCAAAAAUGGAAGUUAACCCAAAUAUAUAGCAUAUAGCUAUGUUAAUUUAAGAAUACGUAGAAGAAAUAGAUUUUAUUAUAUGUUGUCUAAAUAAGAAAUUCCAAAAGGAUGCUUUAGAAAUACUCAAAAAAAAUCUUAACUGAAGUAGCAAGAGUAGUUGUUGAUUAAGUUAAGAUGUUAUUAGAUAUUGCUGAAAAUAAUAUUAAUAAAUCAAAUACAAAUGUUAAAGAGGCAGUUGUUGUAUUAGAUGGAGUAAGCUUUUAUAUUUUAUUUAAAUUAGGCAAAAGUAGAGCAUAAAUAAUAUAUGAAAAAAAGUAGCUGAU
This is a messenger RNA of Paramecium pentaurelia, 844 nucleotides long. NCBI's taxonomy places the organism in Eukaryota, Ciliophora, Oligohymenophorea, Peniculida, Parameciidae. The record is from the annotation of a GenBank genome assembly.